GGGUACCGGGGGGAGGUUUGGGGGCACAGGGUGGAGGUUUGGGGGUACCAGGGGCAGGUUUGGGGGCUCCCCGCUCUAACCCCCCCGCCCCCAGGAUGGAGUUCGUGACGGGGUACCGGGCGGAGGUGCUGGACCUGGCCGAGCUGCUGCUGGCCUGGCACCGGUGCCAGGCCGGGGGCCCCCAGGACGGGCCGCGCCAGCGGCGCCAGGAGGGGCACGUCCGGCGCCUGCCCCCCGACCCCGCCCUCUGGCUGCUGCACCUGCUGCCCAACCCCCGGCUGGGCCUGGGCCUGGCGCUGCCGGGGGGGGCCCGGGGGGAGCCCCGGGGGCGGCUCUGCGGGGAGGACGCCCUGCAGCUGGGGGACCUGCAGCGGGCGGUCACCUUCCUGCGCCUGGACGAGGAGGACGAGGGGCCGGAGACAGGCCAGGCCCUGGUGCACGUGGAGCGCCUCCUGCUGGUGACGGACGAGCACGGCACGGUGAUGGGCCUGGAUUUCCAGCUGGGGGCCGGGGCCCCCCCCCGGCCGGCCGCGCCCCCCCCGCUGGAGCAGCUGGCGCUCGGCCUGCUGUGCCAGAGCAUGGCCUGCCCGCUGGGCGGGGGGGAGCCCCGCCGGCCCCGGCUGCUGGCCGUGGGGGACCCCGCCUUGCACAAGUCGCUGGAGCCCCUGCUGCCCCGGCUGGGGGUCAGGCUGAGCGCGGGCCCCAUGCGGGGCUGGGGGCCGAAACCCACCUUCACCUUCCCCUCCAUGCGCGUGCGAGCCUGUCACGUGUGCAAGAGACACGCGUUCCAGGGGCGGCUGGCGCCCUGCCAGCAGUGCCGGGCCGUGCUGUACUGCUCCGAGCGGUGCCGGGCGGCCGACUGGGGCCGCAGCCCCGAGGACGCCGCCCACCGGGCCUGGUGCCCCCGCAUGGCCGGGUACAUGGCCCGCGCCCGCCAGCUGGCCGACCUGCCCUUCAGCUUCGCUGCCGAGGUGACCAGCGACGGGUUCAACAGGGAGGGGUUCCUGGCGGCCCGGGGGCUGACCGGGGGGUACUGGGCCCACGAGAGCAUGCUGGUCCGCGCCCCCGGCUACGGUGUGGGGCUGGGGGGCCGGCCCGACUGGAGACCCGGCCUCCUGCAGAGCGGGAACCCCUUCGAAGCGCUGAGGCCGGAGGGGGGCGCGGCUCUGCCCCCCACCUCCCCGGAGCCCCCUGCACCCAGGACCUAUUUCAUCCCGGAGCUGAACAUCCUGAACAAACAGUCGCUGCGGAUUCACAUCGUGGAGACGGGGACGGAGUCGGACAUGGCCCCCCUCUUCUGGGAGCUGUCGGUGCUGCUGCCCCACGUGUCGCUGGAGCUGCUGUUCGUGGGGGGCGUGUUGCCCCCCGAGGCCGACGGGCAGCAGGUCCUGCUGCAGAGAACGGAGGCGCCGGGGGUGCGCGUCUGGCCGGGCCCGGCCCCCAAGGCCAAGGGGGGGCGGGGGGGGCUGCAGCUGAAAUUCUGUGCCCAGGCCCCCCCCCUGCUGCCGGGCCCCAAACCCGACCUGGUCAUCGGGUUCAAUUCUGGCUUCGCACUGAAGGACACCUGGCUCAGCGCACUGCCCCGCCUGCAGGCGCUGCGGGUCCCGGCCUACUUCACGGAGUGCAGCGAGUACAGCUGCGCGGUGGACGAGGCCACGGUCUCCAUGGCGACGGGGGGCAGCACCGGCCCGGCCCACGUCAACCCCUUCCGCUCGCCCUUCCGCCAGGCCGGCGUCGACAACGCCAUGCCCUGGUACUCCAACGCCUUCAUCUUCCACCUGCUGUACAAGGGGGGGUCAGGGGGGGCGCGGCAGCCCCCGGGGCCGGCCCCACCCCCCGCCCCCACCCCUGCCCGCCAGGGGCCGGAGCCGGGCCCGGGCCGCGCCCGCCGGAAGGAGAAGCGGCAGAAUCGCAGCGGCCGCCGGCGCAAAUGA
Messenger RNA from Mauremys reevesii (Reeves's turtle), 1934 nucleotides. RefSeq names its product zinc finger MYND-type containing 15 (gene ZMYND15). NCBI's taxonomy places the organism in Eukaryota, Metazoa, Chordata, Testudines, Geoemydidae. The transcript has 12 exons. The coding region runs from base 96 to 1934 and encodes 612 amino acids. Gene Ontology annotation, biological process: spermatid development; negative regulation of DNA-templated transcription. The record is from RefSeq and is a predicted model, not a curated record. Gene Ontology annotation, molecular function: histone deacetylase binding.